Molecule: messenger RNA, 2475 nt
Organism: Drosophila miranda
Lineage: Eukaryota; Metazoa; Arthropoda; Insecta; Diptera; Drosophilidae
Product: homeobox protein 5
Exons: 1
Coding region: 361-1371 (336 amino acids)
Source: RefSeq, a predicted model, not a curated record
GACAACGUAACCGAACACACACUCUCCCGAAGCAAAGCGAAGCGAAGCGAAAACCGAAGCACGACGCACGACACGAAACCUAGCGGCAAACGGCAAACGGCAGUCGGCGGCGUCUCUCGCGGACAAAGACCGGUUACAACAACAAAGGAAGUGGAUCUCGGCAAAGGAAGGGUGUCGGGUGUUGGGUGUCGUGUCGGCAGACAGGAAGCGGAAGAGCAGCGGAAAAGCAGCGGAAGUGCAGCCAUUUGCACUGCCUUCAGCCUCUCACCGCACCGCCCCGCCCCGCCCUGAAGCGGCAAUCAGGAAGCAGUCAAAGGAAAUUACUUUCGGCCAGAAAUUGAAUUGAAUUUCAGCCAUUCCAUGGGUACCCCUCAUGUUUGCUUUGCGGACGAGCUGCCACAGUCGGAGGCACAGUCACAGUCCCAGAAGCCGAGGCGGAAGGAGAAGACCUCCAAUGGGAGCAACGGCAGCAACGGGAGCCUGAACAACAACAACUUCAAUCUCAACCAUUUUGGGGGCAAGAAGUCCAUGUCCGAGCUGGAGGUGUGCUCCUCCCCGGGCAGCAGCCUCAGUGUGUCGCCCGUGCCACGGUUCGAGCGGAACCUGGGCUUCUUUCGGCAGCUGAGCCGACGCUUCGGCCUGAGGUCGCAGGAUGACCUACUUCAGUCGGAGGAUGACGCAGUCGCUGUCUCUGCCGCCGCCGCUGCAGUGGCAGUUGCAGCCGUGCAGCAGCAGCAGCAGGAGGAGGAUGCACACAGUUCAUCGACCGACUCGUGCUCCUCGGGGCGUGGCCUGGCCGCACACCAGUCGCGGCUCGAGCUGAUGUCCAUGUCGUGCGCCUCCAGCGAGACGAGCAGCACCCUGGACAUUGAGGAGCAGCAGGAGCACCUCCAACAGCACCAGCACCAGCAGCAGCAGCAGCACCAGCGCCAGCAGCUCCAGCUGAAGCUGAAGCAGACGCAGACGGGCCGGGCCAGCUUCUCGCGGCUGCAUCGCCGCUCCACAUCCUCGCUGCGCCGGGCCUUCGAGAGCCUCUCGCUGACCUCACGCUCGCUCUCGUGCAGCGGCCCGUCGCCGCCGCCGCCACCCCCGGCGGCCGCCACCCAAACGGCAAUGCCCCUGAAGUCGGCUCUCAAGUCCGCCUCGAAUGUGGAGCUGCACCAGCAGCCUGCGACAGUCGGCUCCAAGUGCGGCAGUGGCGCCUCCUGCCAUGCCUCAGCGGGCAAGGGAAAGGGAAAGGAGAAGGAGAAGCCGCCGCCGCAGAGGAUUCUGCGGCAGCCCGUCUCCUACACAUAUCUGAAGGGCAUGUCCGGCCUGCCCACCCAGCGGGUGCCCCGCAGCUCCGUCUGCUGUCAGUAUGCGAGGCGUUAGAAUGGGAUUCCAGAAGAUUCUAGACCUGGAGAUUAGCCAUCAACCAUUUCCCCAUUUCCCCAUUGCCCCUCCCCCCCCUUCAUCAGAAAUUCAUUUCAAAAUCUGUGAUACAACAAGCCUUUCCCUCCUGCCCCCCAUUCCCCCCUCCACGGCCCAACCACUGCCCCCAUCCAUCAUAUCCGAAAGUCUUCGCCAAACACAAAGAAAACAAAAAGGAUAUUCCUUUCCACAAGAAUUGAAAUGAGAAAGGAGAAAUGUUUUUUUUUUAAAUUUGAAUAACUUUUGCACUUGAAAAAAAAACACAAAAAUUAAAUAUAUACCGAAUUAUACAAUAAAACAAAAGAAUUAUUAAGUAGAGAGGCAUUCGUCAUAGUACAGACACACACACACACACGCUUGAUUCUAGAUCAGAAAAUCAUGCCACAUGCCACACACAUACCACUACGCAUGCCAAAGACUGUAAAAGAAAAAUUCAACUUUUCAUUGGUUUUUUUUUUUUUUUUGUUCGCGCAGUAGAAGAUUUCCUUUAGAUUUAAAAAUUCCUAAAACGAUUCGUGCCUUUAUUCGGAAAAGUCAAAGCAAAGCAAUGCAAAAACAAAAAAUCAAAUAUUGAACGAGUAUUUUCUUUCGCCGAAGAAAAUGUAUGGACGGAUAAGUUAAGUGUAGAUUUUUCCUUAGUGAAUGUUAAAUGGGAUCAACAAUUUGUCAGGCAUUUAUCUAUGUUCCGAAAAAACCUUAACAUUAACAUUAACUUUAACUUUAACGUUAACUUUAACCUUAACUUUAAUCUUAACUUCAAUUAUUUACAUUAAGAACUUGUUCCAUUCCAAAUCAAAAACAACAACUUAUUUGCCAAAACCAACCAGAAAUGAUAUAUAUAUAUAAGAUAUAGCAACAACAAUGAAGAAUAGUUAUAGAAAGAGCACUCCAGAUCCAGCAAAAGUAGGAAUAUCCAUAACCGAAAAAGCCAACUUGACUAGACUAGACUAGACGUGACUUGACUUGACUCGAGAGUGUACUUUAUGCGUACUUUAGCCGUUUACACACAGAUUUACAUGCAGUUUAACCUAAAGAUUCAAGUAAAAUACAAUGCAAUCCAAGGCC